AAGUUGUAUCAGUAGCAGAAAAGCGAUUGUGUGUUCCAGAAGGCAAUACCCUGGGAAAACCGCCUGCCAAAGUCCGCACAUGGACAGAAUCAGAAGCUUCUCAUAAGAGAUGUUUGUUUGGGAAAGAUAAUAUCAGUACAGAAAAGUCAAAAUGGACAACUUCCAAAGAUUCUGCUAUUGUCCAGUAUAUAUGUCUUUACUGGGAAUAUGCCCACAAAAACAAAUGGCCAACAAUGAAAAACCCUCAUUUUUGGGAUGGUUGUGCACAAGCUGUAAUGAACAUAUGCAAAACAAUGAGAACUGGUGAGAGCAAGUAUUUCUUUUAUGUAAGUGAAUAA
Molecule: messenger RNA, 338 nt
Organism: Paramuricea clavata
Lineage: Eukaryota; Metazoa; Cnidaria; Anthozoa; Malacalcyonacea; Plexauridae
Source: the annotation of a GenBank genome assembly